This is a messenger RNA of Gymnodraco acuticeps, 2444 nucleotides long. It is a transcript of the gene erlec1, whose product is annotated as endoplasmic reticulum lectin 1. The record is from RefSeq and is a predicted model, not a curated record. NCBI's taxonomy places the organism in Eukaryota, Metazoa, Chordata, Actinopteri, Perciformes, Bathydraconidae. The coding region runs from base 201 to 1658 and encodes 485 amino acids. The transcript has 14 exons. Gene Ontology annotation, cellular component: endoplasmic reticulum lumen. Gene Ontology annotation, biological process: retrograde protein transport, ER to cytosol; endoplasmic reticulum unfolded protein response.
CAAGUAAACAGAUCACUUCCUGUUUUCAGAACUGUAUUGACAUCCGUCUCAUACCGUCCUAUUUUACGCCGGUCUAAACUGACUUCCUCAGACGGUGUAGUAGCUUUUCCUCCUCUGUAAGGCCGCUGUUGUGUGGGGGGAGCAGGCUGGUGGUCUACAUGAGCAGCGGGCUGUAGAAGUCGAGCAGCCGGACAGGAGAGAUGAUGCCCGGGCUGAUGCUGGUGUUGCUCGGGGGGCUACUGGAGGUCUGCAGCGGAGUAUCAGCAAACCGAGGGGGGUAUCCCUCCUUUACAGACGAAAUCCCUUUCAAAAUCCACUGGCCAGGCCCUGAAUUCACACUGCCAUCUACAGGAGCUAUUUACAAGGAAGAUGACUUUGUAAUCAUGACCACAACAGAGAAGGAGAAGUACAAAUGUAUCCUACCCUCCCUGACAUCUGGAGAUAAUGAUGAUGAUAAGGAGUACACCGGGCCCACCCCAGGUGAACUGCUGGAGCCGCUAUUCAAAAGAAGCAGCUGUUCAUACAGGAUUGAGUCGUACUGGACCUAUGAAGUAUGCCAUGGAAAGCAUAUAAGACAGUAUCAUGAGGAGAAGGAGACUGGUCAGAAAAUAAGUGUUCAAGAGUACUUCCUUGGGAAUAUGGCACAGGAGAGCCAGUCAACGGAGACAGAUAAAGUUGAAGAGGCAGAAAAUGCAAAACCAGCGGUUGAAACGGAAGUGUCCUCUAAGAAUAUAGAAGGUCAGCUGACUCCCUACUUCGCCUUGGAGAUGGGAAAUGGGACCCCCUGUGUGCUGAAACAGAACGACGCUCGCUCCUCGUCUGUUCUGUACGUCUGUCAUCCCGAGGCCAAGCACGAGAUCCUGUCUGUCGCCGAGGUCACCACCUGUGAAUAUGAGGUGGUGGUGCUGACGCCGCUGCUUUGUGUGCACCCAAAAUACAGGUUCAAGUCCUCCCCAGUAAACGGCAUCUUCUGCCAGUCUCUGGCAGGUUCCCCUUUGCGGCCUCUGCGGCUCGCCCAGUUGGAUAAGGAACAAGAGGAGCAGCUUAAACCGCCUUUCAGCGCCGCCUCCGAGGCCCCCAGAGAGGAGCCGACACCCCCAAUCAGAGAGGAGGCCUUCUCCUCCACUCACAAACCCAUUACGGUUGGAGGGCAGACUCAGGUCACUGUGGGCACCACUCACAUCUCUCGCCUGACGGACGAGCAGCUGAUCAGGGAGUUCCUCAGUGGCUCGUACUGUCUGCAUGGGGGAGUAGGGUGGUGGAAAUAUGAGUUCUGUUACGGAAAGCACGUCCAUCAGUACCACGAGGAUAAAGAGCAAGGGAAAAACACGGUGGUGGUCGGGAACUGGAACGCCAUGGAUCACAACGAGUGGGCCGCCAAAAACAUAGCAAGAUCCUACCAGCUCAAAGACGACGGAGUGCAGAAAGUCAAGUUGGUUUCCCACUUCUAUGGCCACGGGGAUCUGUGUGAUCUGACAGGGAAGCCCAGACAGGUCAUCGUGAAGCUCAAAUGUAAGGAGUCUGAAUCUCCCCAUGCUGUCACGGUCUAUAUGCUGGAGCCUCAGACUUGUCAGUACAUCCUUGGGGUUGAGUCUCCAGUCAUAUGCAGGAUUCUUGACACCGCUGAUGAACAUGGACUUCUGUCAAUCUCCAGCUAAACUGAAAAAAAAGAUCAUAUGACAGCAAUGGAGCAUGGAGGACAAAGAGAGACCAGACAGCGAGAGGUGCACUUGAAGAGAGAACAUUUAUCUUAAAACAGAAGCCUGUUUUGUUUGAGGAAGAGAGAUGCCCAUGACACUGCGCCCAAAGCCUAAGGUUAAACUUGAUGCUGAGGCUGGACUUAAUGUAGCUGAGGAGCACAGACACUGACAAUGCUACAUCACAGCCUUAAAUCAGCAGGCUAGCUCAGACUUUUUGAAAACACAGCGGCCGGCGCCUCAGUCCACAGGGCAGCGCAUUCAUUGCCUGUACUCCAUAUCUAUGCUUCAAUUUGUUGAUUAAUUGCAAGCAAAGGAGUGAUGAAUCAGGGGAUUCACAAUCAUCAGGGGAAUCACAAUAUUCAUGGUGGUGUAAUUGUCUUUAAGGUUUAUUUGUGAGUGUGAUAUGAAAUUGAUUAGCUGCUUGUUUGUGGCACUUUGUACUUUUGUAGAUAGGGUGAAAAACAAGUGUUUUGCUUCAGUGAGAAUGUGCAUUGUGUUAAUUUACUGGAUGACUGAGUGUAACUUAUGCUUCAGAACGUGCUGUGGAAUGCCAACACAAGUGAUUUGUUGAUUAAAAUGUUCUUUAAGGUUGUUUUCAAUGUACAGAACGUCUGUGGGUUCCUGUAACAGGUAUUCUGUGGUUUUAUGAAGAGUCACACUGGGAUCCUUCACCCUGCUGUAUCGAAGGGGUACAAAUCAAUACUUUUCCAGCAAAGAAUAAAAAUGAACCAUGAAAACCUAAAA